Solanum lycopersicum (tomato) is the source of this 1224-nucleotide messenger RNA. NCBI's taxonomy places the organism in Eukaryota, Viridiplantae, Streptophyta, Magnoliopsida, Solanales, Solanaceae. The record is from RefSeq and is a predicted model, not a curated record.
UAUUAAUCAAACACAAAUUACUUUCGCACCUCGAUUUCCGAGGUUGAAAAAUUAUAAAAUAUUCCCCCUUGGACCACCCUUUUUUUUAAAAUUUUAUUUUACACUAAUAUAAACACAAAGAGUCCUCUUCACACUUAGACAAAUUCUCUACAUUAUCUCUUUCGAUGGAGAAAGAAAAUAAUGUAAGAACAGAGAUUACAAAUACUUCAAAUUGGAGCUCCAACGCCAUGUUUGAUAUCGAAAAAGAUUAUUCGUUAAGUUUUUUAUUAGAAACAAUGUUUGGUGUUGACGAACAUCGAAAUUAUUGUUAUGAUAACACUACAACUAGUUCUAUUUUCGAUUUGCUAAUGAUUCCAUCUCAUCAGCAACAACUUCAACCUCAACGUUUUAUUACUUGUUCGUCACUUCCAGAAUCAUCAUCGAUAUUAUUAUCUGAUCAUUUGAUUAAUAACGUACCAGUAACACCAAAUUCAUCGUCGAUUUCUUCAUCAUCAACUGAAUUAGCUGCUAAUGAUGAUCAUCAACACAAGUAUAAGAAACAGUUAAAACCUAAUAAGAAGAAGCAAAAGGGGGAAAAGGAGCCAAGAUUUGCAUUCAUGACAAAGAGUGAAAUUGAUCAUUUGGAUGAUGGUUUUAGAUGGAGGAAAUAUGGACAAAAAGCAGUAAAAAAUAGCCCCUUUCCAAGGAGCUACUAUCGUUGCACAACAUCAUCAUGUGGUGUGAAAAAGAGAGUUGAAAGAUCAAUUCAAGAUACUUCAAUAGUUAUUACAACUUAUGAAGGUGUUCACACACAUCCAUGCCCCAUAACGCCACGUGGAUGGGUCGGAGUUCAACCGGUAACCACCACCUAUGGUGGCCGCGUUGGCGGUGGUGAUGGUGGAGGAAGAUGUUGUCAUUAUGGUGAUUAUUCCUCUUCCUUAUUUUCAACUAAUAAUUCACUACAAGAAAAAAGGUUUUGGAGUUCUUCUAAUUCCUCUUUGGCUAAAGAUGAUCAUGGACUUCUUCAAGAUAUGGUGUCAUCACGUAUGAGAAGUGAUCUUAUAGAAGAGUAGGAAAAGCGAGUACGAUUUAUAUAGUCGAUCUCAAUUUAUUCGAAAGCUAAGUUGAUAGUAGCAAGUUCUUUUAUUAAAUGGUGUUAUUUUUUUCUCUCCAUGUUGUAGAAUUCUUUGUAGUAAAAUCAUUUUGUCUUUCAUCAAAUUAAUCUCAUUUUACUCAUUUAUUACA